UCGAAAAUCGCCCUUUUUAGGGCAACCAUUGUAUAGUCCUCUGUUUUAGGGUUUUCCUCUGGAAGCGCAGAUCAAAUGAGCUCCCAGGUACCGCAGUAUGGAGCCCCGAUCCGGCCCGGCGGAUUCCCUCCACAGUAUGGAUCUAUGCCGCCGCAAGCUCCCCCCGAUGGAUCCUUCAUCCGGCCGCCACCGUAUGGAUCUGCGCCGCCACCGCCGCUGCCGGGAUCUCAGGCCGCUGCUCCUCCUCCCGGAGCUGGAGCUACGCCAGUGCCACAGUAUGGCGCGUCGAAUCAGCCGGGCAUGGUAGGUUUUCGGCCACAGUAUGGCGGAUCUCUGCGACCUCCGCCUCCAUUCCAAGGUAUGGCGCCGCCUUCUCGUCCAUUCCAGGGCCCGGGAGUGGGAUCAGGACAGGAAAUUUCGAGCUUCCAGGCGAAUUCAGGCAUGCCGGCGCCAUUCCAGAGCCAGUCGGCGUCGAUCCAAGGGCCUCCCCAGUUCCAGGGCCCUCCUCCAUCGUUCCAGAGCUCAAUCCAGGGGCCUCCAUCUUUCCAGAGCCACCCCUCCUCGAUCCAGGGACAGCCGCCGCAGCCAUUCCAGAGCCAUCCUCAAGCUCCUCCACAGCCUCUACAGAUGCAAGGACCUCCUCUCCAGCCUCCACAGUUUCUAAGCCGGCCGCCAGGGCCUGGUUACUCGCAAAUGCCGCCUCCUCCUGGCCAGAAUUGGAGACCCUCUAUUGGAGAUAAUUUACAGCAGCCUGGCUCUCCCUCUACGACUCCUUCGCAACGCAUUGAUCCAUCGCAAAUUCCCCGCCCCCAGCCGAGCUUCGCUACGUCCGUUUAUGAUACAGUUUCUAGCGGUCCAAUUCCUCCGUCUUCGACGAGUGAUUUUUACGUGAGAGAUGCCGGAAACUGUAGCCCAAGGAUUAUGCGAAGCACUCUUUAUCAGGUUCCAUGCACCGCGGAUUUGCUAAACACCUCGAAAAUGCCUCUGGCUCUGAUAAUUCAGCCACUCGCCCUCCCUCACGUGAAUGAAGAGCCUAUCAAGGUUGUUGACUUUGGAGAAAGUGGGCCAGUUCGGUGCAAUAGAUGUAAAGCAUACAUUAAUUCCUUUAUGAAGUUUAUCGACCAAGGACGCCGUUUUGUUUGCAAUAUUUGUGGACACACAAACGAAACUCCGCGAGAUUACGUUUGCAACCUCGGACCGGAUGGACGAAGGAGAGACGCUGACGACAGGCCUGAACUCUCUCGUGGAACAGUCGAGUUCGUUGCAACCCAAGAGUAUUUGCUUCGACCUCCAAUGCCACCAGUGUUCUUCUUUCUGGUGGAUGUCUCAGCUAAUGCUAUCAAGACGGGAGCGGCCGCCGCAGCUUGCAGUGCUAUUCAGAGAGUUCUGGCGGAUAUUGCAGAAGGUCCUAGGACAAUGGUUGGAGUUGCAACGUUUGAUUCAACUAUACACUUCUACAAUUUGAGUAAAGACCUGCAACAGCCAUCCAUGCUCGUAGUGCCAGACAUACAAGACGUAUAUGUUCCAGUUGAAAACGGACUUGUGGUUCCUGUCGCUGAGGGCCGCGAGCACAUGGAAACUCUUUUGGAGAACAUACCCAACAUGUUUCAUGACAACGUGGUUCAGGAAUCAGCUCUUGGUGCAGCAAUGAAGGGGUCAUUUCUGGCUUUGAAACCUACUGGGGGAAAGCUCUUAGUUUUCCAAUCAGUUUUACCAUCUAUUGGCCUUGGAGCUUUAACCCCAAGGGAGGCAGAGGCGCGAGACAAAUCUGCGGAAGCGCACAAGGUGUUACAACCUGCAGAUAAAACUUUGAAAGCCAUGGCAGAGGAGUUUUCUUCGUCCCAGGUUUGCGUGGACUUGUUUUUGACAACCCAAACAUACGUCGAUAUAGCAUCACUUUCAGUUGUGCCCAUCACAACUGGAGGUCAAGCUUAUUAUUAUUUUCCCUUCUCUGCUACCAUGGAUUCAGCUAAGUUGUAUAAUGAUUUACGAUGGAACUUAACCAGACCUCAAGGACUUGAAGCCGUGAUGCGUGUGCGAUGUAGUCAGGGAAUCAAAGUCCAGGACUACUUUGGCAGCUGUAAACGGGUUACCACUGAUGUCGAUCUUCCUGCGAUUGAUUGUGAUAAAUCUAUUCUGGUCACGUUCAAGCACGAAGACAAAUUCCAAGAAGGAGCGGACUGUUGUUUUCAGUCGGCGUUACUCUACACCACGGUCGAUGGGCAUAGACGUAUCAGAGUUAGUACACUAUCACUUACCUGCACGAACGUUCUGAGCAACCUUUUCAAAGGCGCGGAUCUAGAUGCACAGUUCACUUAUCUUUUGAAAACUGCUGCUCAAGGCGUGCCUGUCUCCCCUCUUUCGCAAGUUAGGGAGCAAACCAUUGGACAGUGCGUUCAGAGCUUGUUUUCGUAUAGAAAGUUUUGCGCAACUGCAUCUUCUUCGGGCCAGCUUAUCUUGCCCGAAUGCCUUAAGCUGCUACCGCUAUAUACACUCGCUCUUACAAAGAGCGUGGGUCUCCGGCAAGAUGUUCGUGUUGAUGAACGAGCUUACUGGCUUAUGCGAGCUACAAGCAUCUCGGCAUCCCUCGCGAUACCGUUGGUGUAUCCCAGACUAUUUUCCGUCCACAACAUACCAAAGCUGGACGAGUCGAGUCUACCACCGACGCUUCCUCUAUCAAGCGAGAACCUGGACCCAGAAGGAAUCUUUCUUUUGGAGACCGGUGAGGACGCUUUUCUAUACGCAGGGAAGGCUGUCUCCUCUGAGCUCCUUCAUCAACUCUUUGAAGUGCGGUCUGUGAACGAAGUGAUUCCCGGACAGUUUUUGUUGCAAGAGUACGAUAACGAGCCAUCAAUUUUGCUGAACAAGAUGGUGAACGAGAUCCGUCGCCAACGCUGCUCUUACCUGCGGUUGCAUUUGCUGAAGCGGGGAGAUCCUUUAGAGAUGAUGUUCCACUCCUUCAUGAUCGAAGACAAGAGCGGGCUGGGCUCGUCUUAUGUGGAGUUCCUUGUCUACGUGCACAGGCAAAUCCAGGUAAAAAUGCAGUCUGGGAGCUGAGCUUAUUAAAAGCGGAAGAAAUUCAUUCAAUAACAUUCCCCAUUAGUCAUGAAUCUAAAAGAUUCUCAAGCAUAGCAUUUGCAAGAAUUAUGUUUUGGCAAACCCAUUUUACUCCAGACGUUGUAAAACAUUAAUGUUUUUUACUACAAUGAAAGCACAAAUACCCAAAA
Messenger RNA from Selaginella moellendorffii, 3227 nucleotides. RefSeq names its product protein transport protein Sec24-like At4g32640. Bases 76 to 3057 code for a protein of 993 amino acids. Lineage: Eukaryota; Viridiplantae; Streptophyta; Lycopodiopsida; Selaginellales; Selaginellaceae. The record is from RefSeq and is a predicted model, not a curated record. Gene Ontology annotation, biological process: intracellular protein transport; COPII-coated vesicle cargo loading; endoplasmic reticulum to Golgi vesicle-mediated transport. Gene Ontology annotation, cellular component: COPII vesicle coat; endoplasmic reticulum exit site. The transcript has 24 exons. Gene Ontology annotation, molecular function: SNARE binding; zinc ion binding.